Scheffersomyces coipomensis is the source of this 1301-nucleotide messenger RNA. Its product is annotated as membrane insertase. Bases 95 to 1252 code for a protein of 385 amino acids. Gene Ontology annotation, molecular function: membrane insertase activity. NCBI's taxonomy places the organism in Eukaryota, Fungi, Ascomycota, Pichiomycetes, Serinales, Debaryomycetaceae. The transcript has a single exon. The record is from RefSeq and is a predicted model, not a curated record. Gene Ontology annotation, cellular component: mitochondrial inner membrane. Gene Ontology annotation, biological process: protein insertion into mitochondrial inner membrane from matrix.
AAAGUCAACAAAAAAUUUUUCAAUUUGUAAAUCAGUUAAUUGAAACUCGAAUUGACUCAACUUCCUACUCCAUCCACCACAUAUAUUCCCAACGAUGAUUAGAAUUGGACUUAGUCGAUCGACUAUGUCUAUGGUCGGGAGUAGAUCCCUUCUAAGCAGGAAUGCCACUCUUGCUUUCAAACCUCAAUUCAUUACACCAACUACAAUUACUAAAUCCAUGGCAUUAUCAUCAAUCAGAUUCAACUCCACCAACAGUACAACCACUACACCUACUAUAUCUAAUACAUUACCUUCAUUUGAAGAAGUCAAUUCAUCUACGGGUGAAAUCAUCGAUAAAAUCACCACUACACUUCAUUCUACUGAACUUGGAUAUUUAGAUUCAAUCGGUAUGGCGCAAGGAUGGGGACCAACAGCUACCAUUGAGAAAUUAUUAGAGAUAACUCAUGUAUAUACUGGAUUACCAUGGUGGGGGACGAUAGUAUGUUUGACAAUUGGGAUUAGAUUGAUUUUAUUCCCCCUUUAUAUGAAAAGUUCGGUUAAUAUGAGUAAAAUGCAAAAAGUUAAACCUCAAUUAGAUCAAAUUAUGAAUGAUGUUAAGAAUGCUGAAACUUCGAAUGAGAGAUAUUUAGCCUUACAAGAACGUAAACAAAUCAUGAAAUCGGAAGGGAUAAAGACUUAUUUAAGUGCGGCUCCUUUAAUUCAAUUACCAUUUGCGUAUGGGUUCUUUCAAGCCUUAAGAAAAAUGGCCAAUCAUCCUGUAGAAGGAUUUGAGAAUGAAGGGUAUGCGUGGUUUCAAAAUUUAGCUGAUGUUGAUCCUUAUUUAGGAUUACAAGGUAUAUCUGCUGCUUUAAUUAUUAUGGUUAUUAGAUUUGGAGGGGAGACUGGUAUGAAUCAACAAAUGGCUAAACCUAUGAAAACAAUGUUAACGUUAUUACCAAUUGCAUCUAUUUUCAUUACCAAGAAUUUCUCUGCUGCGGUGGUAUUAUAUUUCAUGAUAAAUUCGAUAUUUUCAUUAAUCCAAGCCUCAUUAUUUAAAUCAUCAUAUUUUAGAAAGAUACUUAAGAUGCCACCAAUGAUUAAGAAUACCAAUAAUACUAAAGCUAAUCAAAGUAUGGGAGAUUUCGUAGGAGAUUUCAUUGAAAAGAAUAAACAAACUGCUAUUACGAAAGCUAGACAAACUGAUAAGAAAUUAUUAAAUACGAAAAGAAAACAAUUAAAUAGUCAUGGAUUUAUUAAAAGACAUGAUAAGUAAAUAGACAUUAGUAACUUGUAUAUAUUAACCAAAAUAAAUGAAUCAUUGA